AAACAGCUGAUGCCUGCUUUUUCCGGUUUUAAACUCACGUUAAAAUCAUCAAAGCAUGACGUUUGACGGUUUGUCAACAGAAAGCAGCUUGUCAAGCAUCACAUAAAAAGAAGUUGGACUUGAGGAAGACAAGGCACUAUACGAUGAUGCGGGAAGGCUCAGAGAAAGUGUUCCAAGACUCGGUGCACGGCUGCAUCACCAUGCCGGCUCAGUGUAUGGCCAUCAUCGACACUCCUGAGUUCCAGAGGCUCAGGUUCAUAAGGCAGCUGGGCUGCAGUUCGUUCGUGUACCCCAGUGCCUGCCACAGCAGAUUUGAACACAGCAUUGGAGUAGCACACUUGGCCGGUAAGCUGGUGGAGGCCUUAAGACACCGGCAGCCAGGGCUGGACAUCACCACGGAGGACGCCAUGUGCGUGCAGGUGGCCGGUCUCUGUCAUGACCUCGGCCACGGUCCCUUCAGCCACCUCUGGGAACAGUUUGCCAAAGACUUCAGGUUGAACAUUCUUGCCCUGCAGAUCAUCAACAAUCAACGCAACGGCAUCGACGUCGACAAGUGGGACUAUCUGCUACGGGACAGCCACCACCUCGGCAUCCCGGUUUCGUUUUCGUACGAGCGCCUGAGCAGAACACGAAUAGAUUAUUUAUAUAAACGAGGCAGACGAGGCAGGCUGUCAGAGGCAGCAGACAGCGUGCAGGAGUUCGUACAGCUGACAGACGACGUGGUGCAGCGCAUGAUGCGCCUCAGAGACGUGCGAGGCGCGCCUCACGCCUCACGCCUCAUCCUCACGGACGUGUUCAGGCGCAGGCUCUACCAGGACGUGGGCCACGUCAUGCUCGACUGUGCGCAGCGCUGUACAGUCGAAGACUUCAGGAAGCUGAUGCUGGAGGCCGUGGAGGUGCACCCAGGGCUGCCCCCGGGGCGCCCCCCUCACGAGGUCUCCAGCUGCAUAAGAUUCAUCCCUCUGACGCCACACUUCGGCAGAGGCCAUCAGAAUCCUAUGGCGAAAAUUGGGUGA
Molecule: messenger RNA, 1016 nt
Organism: Hyalella azteca
Lineage: Eukaryota; Metazoa; Arthropoda; Malacostraca; Amphipoda; Hyalellidae
Gene: fal
Product: deoxynucleoside triphosphate triphosphohydrolase SAMHD1
Exons: 8
Coding region: 144-1016 (290 amino acids)
Biological process (GO): dGTP catabolic process
Cellular component (GO): nucleus
Molecular function (GO): dGTPase activity
Source: RefSeq, a predicted model, not a curated record